Messenger RNA from Vespa mandarinia (Asian giant hornet), 1652 nucleotides. Its product is annotated as cell wall integrity and stress response component 2-like. NCBI's taxonomy places the organism in Eukaryota, Metazoa, Arthropoda, Insecta, Hymenoptera, Vespidae. The record is from RefSeq and is a predicted model, not a curated record.
GUCGAGCCCAUCGUACGUGUUAUAAUUGUACGGCCAAACGAGAAAUCACUCGUCGUUUCUCAAAAGCAAUGUUCCGAUUCAACAGAACAGUCUUCAUUUUUCUUCUUCUUCUCGGUGCAGUUCGUUUUCAGAACGUCGAAUCUACGAUCGAUAUUUUCAAGAUAAUCGAACCGACACGGCGUUUAUAUUGUCAAAUAAAUUGCGUUGAUCUCAACAGUUGGAAUUUCAUUUGGAACUCGUUAUGUUUGAAAUUAUGUCCUGAAUUAGUAUUACUUGUGACCACCAGUACGUCCGCACAGACGACGGAAAAUGGCGUUUCUACAUCGACGCCGAUAGUUAUGACGACGCCAGGUACAUCCACUUCGACCGGUGGUGUAUCAUCCUCGACUACGUCGAGUUCAGGGAUGACAAUGAGUACGAUUGCAUCAACUUCUUCUGCAUCAACUUCUCCUGCAUCAACUUCUGGAACAACUUCUGGAUCAACUUCUUCUGGAUCAACUUCUUCUGGAUCAACUUCUUCUGCAACAACAACUUCUACAACACCUACUACAAGUACUACGACAUAGGGAUCAUUGAUCCGAGUGAUUUUUCAUCUCAUAAUUGUUGAUCAUCUCAUCGAACAAAUACAAGAUGGCGUUGCAUGUUCAAUUAUAAAUACGAUGAUAAAUUAAUAAUGUUCAUAGGUUUGUUCAUAUGUUCGAAUCUAUCUAUUGCGUUUAAAGAAAACGUGAAUACUUCUUUUUCAUUUCUUUUUUGUUUUUUUUUUUUUUUCUGUAACUCCACAUAUACUUUAUCUACUUAAUAAUAAAAAGCAAGUACUCAUAUUGUAUCUAUUAUUCUCUCGAUUACAAAUUGUUAUUUAUCGUUACAUCUCAAUAUUGUAUCAUCGACACGCUGAAAGAAAGAAAGAAAGAGAGAGAGAGAGAGAGAGAGAGAGAGAGAGAGAGAGAGAGAGAGAAAGAGAAAAGAGAAAUAACAACGAAUGAAAUACCAGUCGUAAGCCGUUCUGUUACGAUAGAAAUGACGAACACAAACGUUGAACACGCCAUACCGACGGAAAGAUAAAGAUUACGGCGAAUCGAAGUGUAGAAAACGAGACCUUGCUCUCGUUGUGAAAGUAACGCCAUAAGUACUUACGUAUAUAACGUACGGUAUUACGAGGAUCUUAUGUCCUCUCACUUUCUGCAUACGUUUAUGGGAAAUUGAUUAUCGAUGAAUUAUCAUUGGGUGAUCGUCGUUAAACAUAAUCGACAUUAAUUACAAUUAACGCAUAAUUACAUAUUAUUAAAGAUCGAUAUCUUCUUAAAAGUAUCGAAGACUUUUACUUCGACACUUUUAUCUUUUCGCGAAUAAGAAACGACGACGUUGGACGAUCAUUGAAUCAUUGAAUGUACCUUAUAAAUGUUAAGAAAAAGCUGUCGUUUAUGAGAUUUUCAAUGAUAACAGAAGAAAGAAAAACGAACAAAAUAAAUAAAUACAUAAAUAAAUAAAUAAAUAAAUAAGAAGGAAAAAAAGGGACAAACAAAGACGAUAACGUCGAAAAGAACGAAUGCAAUUAAGAUAGAACAAUAUAUUCGCGCGUAUUGGUAUCGUAAUAAUAACAAUAAUAAUAAUAAUAAUAAUAAUAAUAAUAAUAAUAAUCAAACGAGAUU